This is a messenger RNA of Drepanopeziza brunnea f. sp. 'multigermtubi' MB_m1, 1683 nucleotides long. The record is from RefSeq and is a predicted model, not a curated record. Lineage: Eukaryota; Fungi; Ascomycota; Leotiomycetes; Helotiales; Drepanopezizaceae.
AUGAGCAAAGACUUGCCCACGUCGCCGCGGCCACGGAAGGGGGGGGAGACAUAUCCGGUUCGAACCCUGUCUCCCAAGGAAUCAUCAGGAGAGGAUGUCGAGCUUGCCAAGCAACUGAUGGGACACGCCCAAGCAGCGGCAAGGGAACACCGUGCAUCGAGCCGAUACCGAUAUCCAGGAGAUAGCCCGUCGCCAGCCCACGAGCAGAGACCGACUUCCACGAGCCCGGCUGCGGAAAGAAUGAGCCAUAUGACACCGGCAUCUGCCACGGAAGAAGGCAGUCGUCAUAAAGAGCCGUCAUAUGCACCCAUUUCUUCUUCGGCGGUCGACGCGACCCCUGCCGGUCAAGUAUGCAGCAACUGCGGCACGAGCAGAACUCCACUAUGGCGACGGUCUCCCCAGGGGGCUACGAUUUGCAAUGCGUGCGGUCUCUACUUGAAAGCCCGGAACGCCUCCAGACCGCCGAACUUGAAGCGACCCCCGACCACCAUGGCGGCGUCGCCGGGUCAGGAAAUCCCCGAGCAGAGAAUCUCUCCGGCGAGAACAGGACCGAGUAGUAGUCAGGUCUCGACGGGAGCCGCCUACGUGACGACGGAUAAUACACCGGUCGGGUCUUGUCCCGGCGGGGGGAAGUGUAACGGGACCGGGGGAGCGCAAGGUUGCAGCGGCUGUCCCGCAUUCAACAAUCGGUUAUCCAAAAGCGCCCACGUCGCCGCCCCCCAGCCGUCUCCCGCCCCAACGCAACACAGCGAUGGCCCUUCGGACGCCCCGUCACCGAUCGAUGUCGCCGCUCUCAGCCUCCAGGGCCAAAAUGCGACGGUCGUGCUGGCGUGCCAGAACUGUGGAACCACCAUCACCCCGUUAUGGCGCAGGGACGAGAGCGGUCAUACGAUCUGCAACGCCUGUGGCAAGUAUCGCGCCUCCGGGAAGCACUCGCGCGUACCGGCUAACGAUGGUAUCAUAGGCUUGUAUCACAAACUUCACGGGGUCCACCGCCCGGUCACCAUGAAGAAAUCGACCAUCAAACGCCGGAAACGUGUGGUGCCUGCGUCACAGGGUGCGCCAGCGUCAGGAGCCGAUGCCACGGCUCCCACGGGGUCUCCCGAAUCAGAUAUCCCAUCUCCGGCCGAGGAGGCUCCCCGCGGGAGCAUCAACGCCGACGGCUCCGUCAACCUCGGUCUACGAUUACGCGACGCACCGGGUCGCUCACUCCUCCCGGAACCCGUCCCGUCGGGUCGCGGAGGACAGAAUGGAAUCCCAGAUGUGUCAGCAUAUCUAUCGCUGAACCCGCUUCAACAUGACCAUUCCGACGGCGUGUAUAGCGAGAACCGCCUCCCGCCCAUGACGUCGUAUCCUCCACCGGCCCACCAGCGCCCCUCCGUCUCCCCGAACUCCAAUUCCUUCCACCUGCUGUCCCUGAAACGCUCCUUCUCGACUGCGGAGAUGGAGCAGUUGGCGCCGAUGGAUGAUGCGAACGCGAGCGCCCAACCCCAACGGCUGAGUUCCAUCAAGAGUAUCCUGAAUCCUGGCUUUGAGGAGGGCGAGAGGGAGAUGAGGAAUCGGGGGGACAGUCGGAGUCCAAGUUUAGGGUACGGGAGUGGGAACGGGAGUGGGGGUGUGCACGAGGAGAGAAAGAAGUUUCGAUCAGUUUUGCACGUUGGCGCAAGGGAUAGACGUGAGUAA